AUGACACCUAGUUUGGCCUGCUCCUUCCGAGUUCUACAACUGCGGGUUAAACAGCUUACCUCCAGUUUAGGAGACGCUAAAACUUUACAAGUGAGCCCAGACGGCCCUCCACAGAGUACAAAUGCAACAUCCAGUUCCACCCUCGCCUCGUCAGAGCACUGGGCCCGGGUUUCCGACGGCAAGCCGGGGCCCCAGCGAGGCACGCAUCCCGGCCGAGGCACCGAGCCGAGCGCCAGGUGCAGGCGCCGCCCCGCCCUCCGCGGACUCGGGCCGGGAGACGCCGAGCAGGAGAAGCACCGCCGAGGCGGCGGCCCGAACCCCGGCCAACCGUGCUCCGGGGGCCCCGGUCCUGCCCGCUCUCGCCCCUCCGCCCCUCCCCCGCAGGAUGCGCCACGACGACCCGGGCGCGCCCCGGGGCCCGCCCCCAGCCGGCGGGGGCCGCGUGAGCGGAGGAUGAAGGUGAAGGCUGAAGACAAGAUUGAAAUUACCGCUGCUCAGUCAAGAGCUGGAUAGAGUCUGGACCAGAGACAGAGAGAAAUUCAGAGAAAAAGUGAGGAGGUUUCAUGGAGACAGAGCCUUGCUCUGUUUCUCUGAAGAAGAAGAAGGAAGAACAAAAGGAGGAGAGAAAGGGCAUAUGGUAGAGAUUCCUAAUGCUACAGGAUUCUCC
Molecule: messenger RNA, 667 nt
Organism: Zalophus californianus (California sea lion)
Lineage: Eukaryota; Metazoa; Chordata; Mammalia; Carnivora; Otariidae
Product: translation initiation factor IF-2-like
Exons: 4
Coding region: 1-513 (170 amino acids)
Source: RefSeq, a predicted model, not a curated record